AUGGCAAACUUUUCGUCGUUUGAUCAACAGUAUCAAUCAGCGUUGCAUGACAAAUUAACUGAAAAUGUCAAUAUAAUGCAGCAAAAAGUGAACCAAGCGCAGAGUAUGAGUGAUGCAGAUGCAGCAGAAAGAGCUCUUGACGAGGCGUGUGACGGAUGUCUUAAUCGAGUCGCUAAUCAUGUGAAAGAAAUUAAGGAAUCAGCCAGACAAAAACGCGCAAGUUGUAAAACACCUGCAGAUGAACAAAGAUAUACGACAUUCAUCCAAGGAGUCGCAUCCGGCAUUCAAGCAACUCAAUCAUUAAUUGACAAGAUCUUUAACCAAAUCCGUAAUCUUGUGGUAACUGUGGUCGGCUGGAUUCGCAUGGGCACAUCUUGGAUGGCAAGCACCAUAGCAGACUUUUUCGAUAGUAUUCGUGCUUUUUUCUUAUAA
Molecule: messenger RNA, 432 nt
Organism: Adineta ricciae
Lineage: Eukaryota; Metazoa; Rotifera; Eurotatoria; Adinetida; Adinetidae
Source: the annotation of a GenBank genome assembly